AUGGAGGUCGGCAGACUGGGCCGCACUGUGUGCGUGCUGACCGGGGCUUCCCGAGGCUUUGGCCGCGCCCUUGCCCCGCUGCUGGCCCGGCUGCUGUCGCCCGGUUCCGUGCUUCUACUGAGCGCACGCUGUGACUUGGCGCUGCUGCAGCUGGAGGAGGAGCUGGGCGAACAGCAUCCUGGUCUGCGAGUGGUGCGGGCAGCCACCGACCUGGGCACCGAGACCGGAGUGCGGCAGCUUUUGCACACUGUGCGCGAGCUUCCGAGGCCCGAGGGGCUGCAGCGCCUGCUGCUCAUCAACAAUGCAGGCUCUCUUGGGGAUAUUUCCAAAGGCUUCCUGAAUGUGAAUGACCCAGCUGAGGUGAACAACUACUGGGCUCUGAACCUGACCUCCAUGCUCUGCUUGACCUCCGGCACCCUGAAGGCCUUCUCAGAUAGCCCCGGCCUCAGCAAGACUGUGGUUAACAUCUCAUCUCUGUGUGCCCUACAGCCCUUCAAGGGCUGGGGGCUGUACUGUGCUGGGAAGGCUGCCCGAGACAUGUUGUGCCGGGUCCUAGCUGCUGAGGAACCCAGUGUGAGGGUGCUGAGCUAUGCUCCAGGUCCCCUGGACACAGAUAUGCAGCAGUUGGCUCGAGAAACCUCCAAGGACCCAGAGUUAAGAAACAGACUACAGGAGCUAAAGUCAAAGGGGGAGCUGGUGGAUUGUGGGACCUCAGCCCAGAAACUGUUGAACUUGCUUCAAGAGGACGCCUUCCAGUCUGGAGCCCACGUUGACUUCUAUGACUGUUAAGACCAUGUCCUGCCACAGUGCCCCUCCAACCUGUCCUAACACAAAGAUAAGCCCUCAGACACAGCCAGCAAAGAGUGGCUGGCUCUACCGGCCAUCGGAUGGCUUCUGCAGAGGCUGAGAGGGAGGUGAUGGCAUUGGAGCUCUCUGUCCCCAGGAAGAGAACUUUAGAGCUGGGAAGAGGAGGAGGAGCUGAAACACUGUUCAGGGGAGGUUG
Phodopus roborovskii (desert hamster) is the source of this 1003-nucleotide messenger RNA. RefSeq names its product sepiapterin reductase (gene Spr). Gene Ontology annotation, biological process: tetrahydrobiopterin biosynthetic process. Bases 1 to 789 code for a protein of 262 amino acids. Lineage: Eukaryota; Metazoa; Chordata; Mammalia; Rodentia; Cricetidae. The transcript is spliced from 3 exons. Gene Ontology annotation, molecular function: sepiapterin reductase (NADP+) activity. The record is from RefSeq and is a predicted model, not a curated record.